Hypoxylon fragiforme is the source of this 2468-nucleotide messenger RNA. Its product is annotated as Pre-mRNA splicing factor PRP21 like protein-domain-containing protein. Lineage: Eukaryota; Fungi; Ascomycota; Sordariomycetes; Xylariales; Hypoxylaceae. The record is from RefSeq and is a predicted model, not a curated record. The transcript has 3 exons. Gene Ontology annotation, cellular component: U2 snRNP; U2-type prespliceosome; catalytic step 2 spliceosome. Gene Ontology annotation, molecular function: RNA binding. Gene Ontology annotation, biological process: mRNA cis splicing, via spliceosome; regulation of alternative mRNA splicing, via spliceosome. Bases 185 to 1804 code for a protein of 539 amino acids.
GUCGGCUUUGAAACCAAUUUUGCCGUGAGCUAACUGAACUCGUACUGCAACAUCAUCGCGCGAAACUCGACCAAUACUUUUUUUAUUUUUUAUUUUUAAAAAACCACACAAGCAACCUCCACCUCUAUAUCCACGCUCACGUCACGUCUAUAUCUUUGAGGGAGGCUCCAACAUUGCCAUCAAGAUGGCUACGAAUACUAACGGUGAUGCAGCCGCCGUUCUGGAUGAUAUCAGACCUCCUCAGGGUGUUGUUUUGCCACCAAAAGAAUUUCGAACUAUCCUUGAAAAGACUGCUGGCUUCGUCGCCCGAAAUGGUCUCGCAUUCGAAGAUCGUAUUCGAGAGAAAGAAAAACACAAUCCUAAAUUCUCCUUUCUAAGCAAUGCCGACCCUUACAAUCCCUUCUAUUUAUGGCGACUAAGCGAGAUCAAAGAGGGUCGCGGUACCGCCGUCGCUGCUGGUCGAGCUGCCGAAGCUGCCGCCGUCGUCGAGACGAAACCUGCUGGCCCUCCUAAACCUCCCGACUUUCAAUUCUCUGCGCGUAUGCCCAACAUAAGCGCCCAGGAUCUCGAGGUUGUGAAACUGACGGCUCUGUUUGUUGCCAAGAAUGGCAGGCAGUUCAUGACCACUCUCUCCCAAAGGGAGGCCGGUAAUUACCAAUUCGACUUCCUGAGGCCAAACCAUAGCUUGCACAACUUCUUCCAACACCUUAUCGAUCAAUACUCUAUGCUCCUACGCGCUGGUGGACUAGAUGGCGAAGGGGGAAGAGUUCAGCAAGAAAGGAUCGCCGAGUUGCAACGUAAUAUCGAUGACAAAUUCCACAUAUUGAGCCGCGCUAAACAGAGAGCUGAGUGGUUGAGACAUCAAGAAGGCGAGAAGCAGAAAAAAGAAGAGGAAGAAGAACAGGAGAAGAUGUCGUAUGCCCAAAUUGACUGGCACGAUUUUGUUGUUGUUGAGACCGUCGUCUUUACUGAAGCCGAUGACCAAGCAAACUUACCCGCACCGACUUCUCUAUCCGAUUUGCAAUACGCUUCUCUAGAACAGAAGGCCAAGGUGUCCGUCAGUGCUAACUUGCGUAUUGAGGAAGCUAUGCCUACAGAUGAAGAUAACACAUACAACGCGUAUCCAGCAGAGCCUAACUACAAUCUUCCUCACCACCCUGCACAGCCAAUGACUGGUAUACAACUUCAUCCGUCCACUUCCACGCCACCCCAAGCAGCCUACCAGAUGGCCCCUCCACCACGGCCGAGCGGUACCCAAGAAGAUGAGGAGAACCUGCGAAUACGUGAAAGAGAGGAAGCUCGCUUACGGAUGCAAUAUGCCCAGGCAGAAGCUAAAGGCGGCGCUGCUCCUAUGAAGAUUAAGGAGAAUUAUGUUCCUCGUGCUGCUGCUCGAGCGGCUAACCGACAGGGAACCCAGACGGCGCUUUGCCCGAACUGCCACCAGCAAAUCCCAAUGAAUGAAUUGGAAGCACAUAUGCGAAUUGAGUUACUUGAUCCCCAAUGGAAGGAACAGAAGGCGAAGGCUGAAUCGCGAUAUGCAACCACCAAUUUGUCACAUGCUGAUGUAGCCAACAAUCUGAAACGAUUCGCGAGCCAACGAGGAGAUCUAUUCGAUGGAGUUACCGGGCAGCCGAUCUCAGAAGAGGAGAUGGCGAGAAGAAAGCGAGCGGCGUUGAAUAGCUUCGACGGCAACCCUGAGGGUAGGAGCCAGGCGCAUAUCAAUCACAUGCAAAGCGUGAAUGUCGACGAGCAAAUUGCCCGAAUCCACCAGAGGUUUGCUAAGGACAACCAACAAGGACAUUAGCCACAGCAUAACGGACUGAAACCACAGCCGUUGGAUAUGUACAGAUAGAAGUUACUCUUGCGCCAUGCUACGAGAAUUAGGAGGGUUCGCGGAUAGAUUUUUAGUCUCCGCUAUCGAUCUUUACCAGAAAGCAUCCCCAGGUUCCUCUUAUGCUUAUAGCACGUAUGGGAGGGAAGUGGCGAGGAGAUAGGGGCAAUCGUUUGAAGGAUGGCUGAACAGCUCUAUGUUCCCCGACCAGACUGCGCUGCGGUCCCUAUACUCGGGUAUGUCGAGGUUUUAUAUAUUCCGUAUCGUGGAAUUUACUUAGCUUAUCAACUAAUGUUCUCACCCGGGACAGAGUUACAGCGGCUUUCUGUGAGAGGACCAAAUUGUGUAUAAAUAUUAACACCUGGUGAUUCCCGGAACCGAGAGCACGCCUGCCUCUAUGUAUAAGUAACGUCUCUAGAAGACUGCAAGGUAUGACCUAGAACGGCCACGACAAAAAUGAGCAUAUGAACUGUAUGUCUUUGUAAUUAGUGAUGAGCAAAAAAGUGACGAAUGUGUCGGCGACAUAGUUCGAAAUCUUGGGGACUGCUAGUUAAAUUGUUCAACUAUGUUUACAUAGAUACCUAAGAUACGGACGAGUACAUAUGAAAUAUUUGGUAUUUCACACUUCACACAAAAA